GAUUUUGCUUCAAUUUAUCUGCAAACUGAAAAUCAUUAUGGAUACUGAUACAUAUUUACUGAACUUUAAAGGAUACAAUUUUGAACGUUCUCUGGUUGAUAUUGAACUACUAGAAAAUCUUGAGGAUUUUGAAAUUAGAGAUGAUGAUGUCUUCAUAAUUACAUAUCCCAAAUCUGGUACCAUCUGGACUCAGCAGAUAUUGAGCUUGAUUUAUUUUGAGGAAGAUCGAACACAAACUCAAAAGAAAGAAACACUUGACCGAGCUCCCUUCCUAGAAUACAACAUUCGCCAUAUGGAUUUCCUCCGAAGACCAUCACCUCGCCUUUUUUCAACUCAUCUGCCGUAUUAUUUAGUACCAAAUGGUCUCAAGAAAAAAAAAGCAAAAAUUGUGUACAUCUACAGAAAUCCUAAGGAUGUAAUCACUUCAUAUUUUCAUUUUUCAAAUUUGGUGAAAACAUUAGAAACUCAAGAAAAUUUGGAUAGUUUCAUUCAGAUUUUUCUAGAUGGAAAAGUGGUAGGAAGCCUUUGGUUUGAUCACAUCAAAGGUUGGUAUGAACACAGAGACAAUUUUAAUAUUUUGUUUAUGUCAUAUGAGGAGAUGAAGAAGGAUCUCAGAAGUGCUGUGCAAAAAUUCUGUAAUUUUCUUGGGAAAAAACUCAGUGAAGGUGAUAUAGAUACUGUUGUGAAGCAAGCUACAUUUAAAAAUAUGAAAUCUGAUCCACGAGCAAAUUAUAAUGAUAUACUCAAAAAUGAAGUUGGGAUAAAAAACAAUGAAGGGCGUUUCCUGCGCAAAGGUAAUACUCAGUGAUUUAGAGAAGCAUAAAUGUUAAGAG
This is a messenger RNA of Suncus etruscus (white-toothed pygmy shrew), 833 nucleotides long. RefSeq names its product amine sulfotransferase-like. Gene Ontology annotation, biological process: sulfation. Bases 38 to 808 code for a protein of 256 amino acids. The record is from RefSeq and is a predicted model, not a curated record. The transcript is spliced from 6 exons. Lineage: Eukaryota; Metazoa; Chordata; Mammalia; Eulipotyphla; Soricidae. Gene Ontology annotation, cellular component: cytoplasm. Gene Ontology annotation, molecular function: sulfotransferase activity.